UUUUUUUCCAGUGCUGUAAGGUAACUUUUCUUGAGUACGCUCCACCUUCUCUCGAGUGGCGUGUCGCUUGUCUAGGUUUGCGUCAACUGCAAGGUGCAUGUGACGUCACCGAAAACAUGUAACGAUCCAACGUGCUUCGAUCGAGCCCUGACCAGAGAACAGUGUACGAUUGGACUCGGCCGAGGCUCGCGAUAGUUCUCACGGAAUUCCCAAUCGAAGAAAAAAUACUCGCUAUCAGCUUAUCAGCGCGCGGUUAUGGAGGUCCCAAUCAAGGUCUCGAAACUCGCGAAAUUUCGAUCUUCCAAAAAGUAUUUCUUCUCAUGGUUCUUGUUCGAGAUAGAUACAUCUUUUAUUUUUGCUCGACAAAAUGAAAUCUCGCGAGUUUCAAGACCUUCGUUGGGACCUCCAUAACCACGUGCUCAAGUUUGAAAUUAUUCGGUGCCCCCAGUUUGGAGAAAAAUUUUAUACGUAUAAAUGGAACGACGCUUUCGUAACACAACUUACGUCUACUUAAAGUGUUACGUGACUAAAUCUUAUAUUCGGCUGACGUUUAAUCGGCUUCGAAUACGACGUACGACAGUUUUCUCUCUGUGGCCACCUGACAGGAUGAGCAUCGAUACCCGUCGGUAUCAAGAGAAUCGGUGGGAAAAACAAGACAACGCCGGUUAUCAGCGGGUCUUGUCACAUGACUACCACAAGAGGAGGAGCGUGCAUAACAGUGCCAUGACACCGUCUCCAUUCAUUUCAUUUGCGAGCUUCCUUCUGAUCGUCUUACUACUCGGAAACGAUGUGCUGGCGGCCAAAGAAGACAAAACGCAGGAAGAUAUUCGACAUCUUGUCAGAGGGAACGACGAUCUGGAUUUUACGGACAAUCGCGACUUGAAUGCCGCCGUGAUAGGCGCUACACUUUAUCGUGACAAUAAUGAUCUCUAUAACGACGACGAAGUGGUCGCUUUAGCGGAGGGCAAUGACAUAAGACAAGAACAAUCGCUCGAUGUAGACUUCUGGUGGAAAAUAAGAAGACGGAAAAGAAGCGCAAUAGAGCCGUUGCCGAGUCAUGAUGGAAAAGAAGCGGUUGCUAAAUCAAGUGGGACAAUCGAUGAAGCUAAUCCUUCAAUCUCGACAGCAGAGGUUCCCAAGAAAUUACAAGACACCCCUAAAUUUUCUGAACCGAAUGAUAUGUUGCAAACUCAUGUCACUCCACACGACGACGACGAUGAACCACUCAAAGUGCCCGAUGACAAAUUGCAGGCAGAAAACGUGUCACAGAUGCCAGAGAAUGUCAGUUUGCCCGUGAAGGUGAAACAGACGGACGAAGAAGCUCUUUAUAUCGCAACUUUACCCCCAAAGAUUUUUCCUUACGAUGGCAAUAUAAAAAGUUUCGAUGAAGCGAGUAAAGGAAUUCGUGACAAACUGAGUUCCACCAUGUACGAAACUAUACCACAGGGAAAAGCUGAGACGAUAGAUUCGAUAAAUACAAAUUCUUCGAGUACCACUGUGCCAGAGCCAGUAACAACGCUGUUAACAGUACUUUUUAAAUCAACAACACCUUCAUAUUUGAAAAAUGACAAAUCGACGGAAGCUGUGAAUAUGACAGGUCAUGCAAUCCAAACAAUGGAACAAAAUAAAACUGGAGGAAAAGGCAUGCCUUCGGGCAUGAUAGCUUUAGUCAUAGCAGUCACUUUCGCUGCAAUAGUUGUAAUCGGUUACGUUGGAUUAAUAGCUUGGAAGAGAUACCAGGAGUUUCGGGUGGACAACCGAGAACUACUUGUAAACGAACUAGAAUUCGACACUAAUGAUUUACGGCAUUUUGAGCUUUAAUCGACUAAACGCUCUUAGGUAAGACGGACGAUUCAAAGUGACUGAAAUCUAGUUACCCUUUCCAGCACUCUGCAAUGUCUCGUCGAUCUGUGAUAAGAUAUGCAUAUUCCGUAAAUCUUAAAUGGAUUUACCAAAAGUAUUGCACUAUUUUCGUAAGCCAUUUAUUAAUUGGUAACUACGUAAAAUCUCUGGUUACGAUAACGUGGAUGAAAAUGUGGACAGUAUUGCGUUAAGCGACUCACUUCUUUAUUAAGAGCUGACUGACUCUGUCAUUAAGAUUUACUUGUAUAGUAUAAUAUAAGUGCGACUGUAUUGUGCAAGUGGUAUUAUAUGGUAGUAAUAAGACCGUGCAUCAGAAUCGAAUUAAUGUUAUCAGAACAUAAUUAGUGCCUUCUCGUAAAUUUAUCAUUACAUGCCUUACUGAAUCAAAAUACUUCGCUUAUAAUAGCCAAGAAAGGAAACUUGUACCUUUGUAAUCACUUAAGGAAAUUAGUAGAAACUCGUGUUAAUGUACAUUCAUAAUGCCUUUCUAUUAUACGGAGCAAAGCAGUGUACAUACUUGAAACAAUAAAAUGCUAGGUUAUUUUUGUAA
Orussus abietinus is the source of this 2413-nucleotide messenger RNA. RefSeq lists its product as uncharacterized. The coding region runs from base 475 to 1821 and encodes 448 amino acids. The transcript is spliced from 8 exons. The record is from RefSeq and is a predicted model, not a curated record. NCBI's taxonomy places the organism in Eukaryota, Metazoa, Arthropoda, Insecta, Hymenoptera, Orussidae.